Molecule: messenger RNA, 3863 nt
Organism: Dermatophagoides pteronyssinus (European house dust mite)
Lineage: Eukaryota; Metazoa; Arthropoda; Arachnida; Sarcoptiformes; Pyroglyphidae
Biological process (GO): formaldehyde catabolic process
Cellular component (GO): cytosol
Molecular function (GO): S-(hydroxymethyl)glutathione dehydrogenase [NAD(P)+] activity; alcohol dehydrogenase (NAD+) activity; zinc ion binding
Source: RefSeq, a predicted model, not a curated record
UCAUUCAAUGAGAAUUCAUAGAAUUUAUUUACAAUUGCUUUUUUAAAUAUUAGUAACUAUUAUUAUCAUCAAAUUUAAGACAUGAAUUAUGACCUUAAUACCGAUCAAAGUGAUGAUGAUUAUUAUGCUUUUCUCAACGUUCCUAGAAAUGCAACUUUUGAUGAAAUACGAAAUUCCUUUCGAUUAUUUAGUCGUCAAUUUCAUCCGGAUAAGCACACGAAUCCAGCGCUAAAACGACAAGCUGAAUUAAUGUUUGAUAAAUUGAAAAAAGUUUAUGAUGUUUUAAGCGAUCCAGAUAAACGUGCUGUUUAUGAUGCACUGGGUGCUUCAGGUCUUCAGAAUAAUGAAGCCUGGGCAUUGGUUGAGAAAAAAUUCAAAUCAAUCAAAGAAAUUCGUGCCGAAUUCGAACAAUUAAUGAAAGAAAAAGAAGAACGUUUAAUGCAACAACGAACCAGUCCUAGAGGCAAUAUUACCGUAUUGGUUGAUGCAACCAAUCUAUUUCAACCAGAUGACGAUAAUGAUGAUCGAAGAGUGGUAAUUUCACCCUCAUCGAUUGAAAUUCGUUCGAUGACAAUUACACAAUCAUUAGAUACUCCUAUAACAUUGAAUAAUAAUGUGAUAUUGAAUGGGAUGAUUAAUGUUCGUAAUGGUAUUGGAAGCGGUAAUCUAGCGCUUUCAUUACGACAUGUUUUUAACCCAAAAACAUGGGGUGAAAUAGAAUUUGGUGCUGGACAAGGUCCAAUGAUCAAUAUGAAAGGUUUUCGAACCAUAACACCAAAUCUUCAUCUAAAUUGUAGUACAAAUAUAUUGAUUUCAUCAUUCGGUAUUCGACCCGGAUUAUCAUUAACAUUGACCAGACAAUUUAGUAAACAUUUCGUAGGACAUUUAUCAUAUAAAGCCGGUAUAGAUUCCUCAAUGAACACUACGAUGAUAUUUGAAAAUGAAUAUUGUCGAAUCAAUGGUUCGCUACAAUUUGGUUAUCGUAAUUCGUUUAUAUCAUCAAGUUAUACACAUAAAUUUCGACAAAAUAUGACACGUUUAAAAAUUGGCCUGAAAUUCGGACUUUUAGGUGCCAUUGUUGAUUAUGGUUGUGAAACUAGAUUAUCUCAAUAUAGUACAAUUGGUGCCGCAAUGACUGUCGGUACAAUUGCCGGUGUUAAUCUAAGGAUUAAAUUAAUACGAAAUCAACAAACAUAUAUGUUACCGAUAUUAUUAUCAGAAGAAAUAGUACCCUCAUCAUUGUUAUAUGGAACAAUAUUACCAUUAUUAACAUAUUAUUUGAUUAAAAAUUAUAUCAUUGAUGUCUAUCAAAAACGUAUGGAACAAGAAGAAUUGGAAAAAGAACGUGAAGCCAAUGCAUCACUAAUGCAACAACAACGUAAACAAGCUGAAGCUUAUAUUCAAUUAAUGAAAGAUUUUUAUGAACGAAUUGUUGAACGUGAACGAUCAGUGGAUGGUUUAAUAAUUGAUCGAGCAUUAUAUGGGGAUGAAAGUCAAGUUGAACAAUAUGAACAUGAUGAUGAUUCCAUACCCAAUGAUGCAAAUGUUUUUGAUUUCCAUGUUGCCUUACAAGUGUUGGUGAAUGACAAUUCACGUUUAAUAUUACAAUCGGCAUCGAAAUCUUAUUUGCCUGGUUUUUUUGAUACAAAUAAUGGUCGUCCGAAAAAAUUGUUAAUACGUUAUCGUUACAAAAGUCGUGAUUAUCGUCCAAUCAAUUGUCGUGCUGCCAUUCUGUAUGAAGAAGGUAAACCAUUAGUUGUUGAAGAAGUAAUCAUACCUGUACCUGGUGAUGAUCAAGUUCGAGUGAAGAUGAUUUCUGCUGGUAUUUGUGCCAGUGAUGGUCAUUAUGUUUGGGGACAGCAAAAACUGAGUGAUCUUUCCCAUAAACUGCCAACAGUAUUGGGACAUGAAGGUGCCGGUAUUGUUGAAUCAGUUGGCCGAAAUGUAACGGAUUUGAAACCAGGUGAUCACGUUUUGACAACAUUCGUACCGAAUUGUGAGAAAUGUAGCCAAUGUUCAAUCAAAGAUAGUAAUAUGUGUUUGAAUUUGAAUUUCAACACAACCGGUAGUCUAACAACAAGACAAUUGGCGAAAAAUGGUGAAAAUAUUUAUGGUGUCACUGGAACAGGUACCUAUUCUGAAUAUAUUACUGUUGAUCGUCCUAUGGUCAUUAAAAUCAAACAGACCGAUAAUCUAAUCAAUCUUUGUGUUGUAAGUUGUGCUGCGGCAACUGGUUUUUAUUCGGCUGUUAAUCGUGCAAAGGUUCGUCCUGGUUCGAAUUGUGCUGUAUGGGGAAUCGGUGGUAUCGGUUUGAAUGCAUUGCAAGGAUGUAAAUAUAACCAGGCGAAAAAUAUCAUUGCGAUCGAUGUUAAUCCAGCUAAACGUGAUGUUGCUUUGGAAUUCGGUGCAACCGAAUUUAUUAAUCCAAAAGAAUUGGAUAAACCUUUGGAACAGUAUCUGAUGGAAAAAUAUAACGGCGGUAUGGAUUAUACAUUCGAUUGUUUUGGUUCGCAAAUGAUCGUUGAUCAGGCCAUCAAUUCAUUGACAAUGUCCGGUACAUUUACUAUGGUCGGGGUAACAGGAACCGAUGUACAGAUUAAAUAUCCAGCAUUGAUGUUGUUGUUCAGUCGUACAAUAACUGGUUGUCUUCUCGGUGCUAAAAAAGCUUCGCAAGCUUAUCCCGAAAUGCCAAUAAAAUGUCGUGCUGCUGUCCUGUACGAAGAAGGUAGUCCAUUGGUGAUUGAAGAUGUUUUGAUACCCGUACCGCAAUCGUUGGAAGUUCGUGUUCGAAUUCUAUCCACUGGUUUAUGUGCAACAGAUGCACAUUUUGUAUGGGGUCAAACUCGAAUGAAAUCCUGGGGUCAUCGAUUGCCAUCGGUUUUAGGUCAUGAAGGAACCGGUAUUGUUGAAUCUGUUGGCCCAAAUGUUAAUCAAUUUGAACCAGGUGAUUUGGUUCUAAUGUCUAUCAUACCACAAUGUAAUGAAUGUUAUCUAUGUCAAAAUCCUAAUACGAAUAUUUGUCAGAAGAAUUUAUUGGCCGAUUUAGGAAGUCGUCCCAGUAAAACAUUGGCUAAAUCUGGUCAACAACUUUAUGGAAUAAUGGGUUUAGGUACAUUUUCCGAAUAUAUCACUGUUAAUCAUAAUCAAUUGUUUAAGGUAACAAAAAAAGUAAACAUUGAAAACGCUGCCAUCAUUUCGUGUGCGGUGGCAACCGGAUUUUAUUCGGCCGUAAAUUUGGCAAAAGUUUCGCCCGGAUCUACAUGUGCUGUUUGGGGUAUUGGUCCUGUUGGUUUGAAUGUUUUGCAAGGAUGUCGAUAUCGAAAAGCUGCGAAAAUUAUUGCAAUCGAUAUAACUUCGGAGAAAAAAGAAAUAGCAAUCGAAUUUGGUGCCACGGAUUUUAUCAACUCAAAACAAUUGAAUGAACAAACAACAUUGCAACAAUAUCUAAUGGAAAAUUAUGGUGGCGGUGUUGAUUUUGCAUUCGAUUGCUUUGGUUCACAAAUUACUAUUGAUCAGGCGCUGAAAUCAUUGUCCGUAACCGGAAUGUUUGUAUUGGUAGGUGUGCCACCAGAUAAUACAAAUAUUAUCUAUCCCUGUGAUCAAUUGCUUACUGGCCGUACCAUAACCGGUGGUUUUGUUGGUGGCAAAAAAAGUGAACAAGCCUAUGGUGAAUUGUUGGAUCUGUACGAAAACGGAAAAAUUGAAAUCGAUCGAAUGAUUACCGAACGGAUUUCGUUGGAUCAAAUUAACAAAGGAUUCGAUGAUCUACGAUCGGGUAAAAUAGUUCGUUCAUUGGUAACUUCGUUUCAUAAGAAAAUGGAAUAAUUUUUUUAUUUUGGCAAUUUUCUACAAAAAAUGAAAAU